AUGGCUCCAGUAUCGGAUACCACUGCCACGGAUAUCAAUCUUUUGGCCAGAUUUUUGAGUGAUGCCCAACUGCAAGGCCUAUCACCCGCGUCUUGCAAUCCGGUCGACUGUAUCGUCAUUUGUGCCUCAGCUGUUCUCGGCCAAGCUGAUGCCCUCUUCGCCGCACUUGCUGAGCGACCAUCACUCGCAAAGUACCUCGUAUUAUGCGGGGGUGUUGGCCAUUCGACGGAAUUAUUGUAUGAGGCAGUUCGAUCCCACGAACGAUAUUCAAAGAUCUACGAUGAAAUCCAGGGACUACCCGAAGCGAGGGUCCUCGAGCAUAUUUUGAACACUUUCUUCGAUCAAGCAGCGAUCACAGCUGGGGGAUGCCGGAUUCUCAUCGAGGAUCGAUCUACGAAUUGUGGACAAAAUGCUUCUUUCACCCGGAAGGUCCUCGACGAUGCGGGAGUCCAAGAUUUGAAGACUUGUGUCAUCGUUCAAGAUCCUACUAUGAUGUUGAGGACGAGGGCUACCUUUGAGAGAACCUACGAGGAUGCAUUGUGCAACGUGUCGUUUACCAGCUGCCCUGUAAUCGUACCACGGGUCGAGCUGGAUUCAAAUGGUUCUUUGGUCUAUAGUUCAAGUGUAGAUUGCUCUGCUGGUAUUUGGACACAGCAACGGUUUCUUGAUCUUAUUCUGGGGGAAAUCCCUCGAGUGAGAGACGAUGAGCAUGGUUAUGGCCCAAAGGGACGAGGAUUUAUCUCCCAUGUUGAUAUACCCGAGGCGGUUGAAGAGGCAUGGCUUCGUCUCGUGAAUACUGUAGGCAAUUCAAGGCAGAUGAGAUAG
Molecule: messenger RNA, 825 nt
Organism: Penicillium manginii
Lineage: Eukaryota; Fungi; Ascomycota; Eurotiomycetes; Eurotiales; Aspergillaceae
Product: YdcF family protein
Exons: 1
Coding region: 1-825 (274 amino acids)
Cellular component (GO): plasma membrane
Source: RefSeq, a predicted model, not a curated record